Molecule: messenger RNA, 1500 nt
Organism: Ochotona curzoniae (black-lipped pika)
Lineage: Eukaryota; Metazoa; Chordata; Mammalia; Lagomorpha; Ochotonidae
Gene: KCNA2
Product: potassium voltage-gated channel subfamily A member 2
Exons: 1
Coding region: 1-1500 (499 amino acids)
Biological process (GO): protein homooligomerization; potassium ion transmembrane transport
Cellular component (GO): voltage-gated potassium channel complex; juxtaparanode region of axon; dendrite
Molecular function (GO): protein binding; delayed rectifier potassium channel activity
Source: RefSeq, a predicted model, not a curated record
AUGACAGUGGCCACCGGUGACCCCGCAGAUGAGGCUGCUGCCCUCCCUGGGCACCCACAGGACACUUAUGACCCCGAGGCUGACCAUGAGUGCUGUGAGAGGGUGGUGAUCAACAUUUCAGGGCUGCGGUUUGAGACCCAGCUAAAGACCUUAGCCCAGUUCCCAGAGACCCUCCUAGGGGACCCCAAGAAGCGGAUGAGGUACUUUGACCCCCUCCGAAAUGAAUACUUUUUCGACCGGAACCGCCCCAGCUUUGAUGCCAUCCUUUACUAUUACCAGUCCGGGGGCCGCUUGAGGCGCCCUGUGAACGUGCCCUUAGAUAUCUUCUCAGAAGAAAUUCGGUUCUAUGAGCUGGGGGAGGAAGCCAUGGAGAUGUUUCGGGAGGACGAAGGCUACAUCAAGGAAGAGGAACGUCCCCUGCCCGAAAAUGAGUUCCAGAGACAGGUGUGGCUGCUCUUUGAGUACCCAGAGAGCUCCGGGCCGGCCAGGAUUAUAGCCAUCGUGUCAGUCAUGGUGAUCCUCAUCUCCAUCGUGAGCUUCUGCCUGGAGACACUGCCCAUCUUCCGGGACGAGAAUGAAGACAUGCACGGCAGUGGUGUGACCUUCCACACCUACUCCAACAGCACCGUCGGCUAUCAGCAGUCCACCUCCUUUACCGACCCCUUCUUCAUCGUGGAGACGCUCUGCAUCAUCUGGUUCUCCUUCGAGUUCCUGGUGCGGUUCUUUGCCUGCCCCAGCAAAGCCGGCUUCUUCACCAACAUUAUGAACAUCAUUGACAUUGUGGCCAUCAUCCCCUACUUCAUCACCCUGGGCACAGAGCUGGCUGAGAAGCCCGAGGACGCCCAGCAGGGCCAGCAGGCCAUGUCGCUGGCCAUCCUCCGCGUCAUCCGCUUGGUAAGAGUCUUUAGGAUUUUCAAAUUGUCCAGGCACUCCAAGGGGCUCCAGAUUCUAGGGCAGACCCUCAAAGCAAGCAUGAGAGAGUUGGGCCUGUUGAUCUUCUUCCUCUUCAUCGGGGUCAUCCUUUUCUCUAGUGCUGUCUAUUUCGCAGAAGCUGAUGAGCGAGAUUCCCAGUUCCCCAGCAUCCCAGAUGCCUUUUGGUGGGCAGUUGUCUCCAUGACAACCGUAGGCUAUGGAGACAUGGUUCCAACCACCAUCGGGGGGAAGAUAGUGGGUUCCCUGUGUGCAAUCGCAGGUGUGUUAACCAUUGCCUUACCGGUCCCAGUCAUAGUGUCCAAUUUCAACUACUUCUACCACCGGGAGACAGAGGGAGAGGAGCAGGCCCAGUACUUGCAAGUGACCAGCUGUCCAAAGAUCCCAUCCUCCCCUGACCUAAAGAAAAGUAGAAGUGCCUCUACCAUUAGUAAGUCUGAUUACAUGGAGAUCCAGGAAGGCGUCAACAACAGUAACGAGGACUUUAGAGAGGAAAACUUGAAAACGGCUAAUUGUACCUUGGCUAACACAAACUAUGUGAAUAUUACCAAAAUGUUAACUGAUGUCUGA